This is a messenger RNA of Trichophyton benhamiae CBS 112371, 672 nucleotides long. RefSeq lists its product as uncharacterized. The transcript has a single exon. Bases 1 to 672 code for a protein of 223 amino acids. Lineage: Eukaryota; Fungi; Ascomycota; Eurotiomycetes; Onygenales; Arthrodermataceae. The record is from RefSeq and is a predicted model, not a curated record.
AUGGAAGCACCCAAGCGAGCAACAAAGUUCGCAGCAAACGAUAGCUGGGGUGCCUUCUAUCGUAAGAUCUUCGGUAUGGAAAAGGCUAACCAGCCACUGGCUAUUCUUACCGGAGCCACUGCUGGAGCCACAGAGUCCUUUGUCGUCGUCCCCUUUGAGCUCGUCAAGAUCCGUCUGCAGGACAAGGAGUCCGCCGGCAAGUAUAACGGUAUGAUUGAUGUCGUUCGCAAGAUCGUCAAGCACGAAGGCCCUCUGGCGUUGUACAAUGGCCUUGAGGCUACCCUUUGGCGCCAUAUCCUUUGGAACGCGGGUUACUUUGGCAGUAUCUUCCAGAUCAGGGCCCAGCUACCUGCAGUUGAAAAGGGCAACCAGAGCCAGCAGAUGAGAAACGAUAUCAUUGCCGGAACUGUUGGAGGAACGCUCGGAACAGUCAUCAACACCCCCAUGGACGUGGUUAAGUCGCGAAUUCAAAACAGCCCCAAGAUCGCCGGCUCUGUACCCAAGUAUAACUGGGCGUGGCCUGCGUUGGGAACCGUGAUGAGAGAAGAAGGUUUCGGAGCUCUGUAUAAGGGAUUCCUGCCCAAGGUGCUUCGACUGGGCCCCGGAGGCGGUAUCUUGCUCGUUGUGUUUACUGCCGUGACGGAUUUCUUCCGCACCUUGAGAAAGGAGUGA